This is a messenger RNA of Trichomonas vaginalis G3, 705 nucleotides long. RefSeq lists its product as uncharacterized. Bases 1 to 705 code for a protein of 234 amino acids. The record is from RefSeq and is a predicted model, not a curated record. The transcript has a single exon. Lineage: Eukaryota; Parabasalia; Trichomonadida; Trichomonadidae.
AUGUGGGAAUCUGGAGAUUUAGUGGAAGUAGAUAGAAUUUAUAUAAAGGUUCGCUACGAAGGCGACUCUGCUGAAUGUGACAAAUGCUUUGUAUCAACAUCACAGACAGCAGCUACUUAUUUGCAGGCUAUAACUCAAAAAUUCAAAAAAAUUGGCAAUGUAAUUGUAGAAGAGUACGUAUUACAAAAUAUUGUAGAAUAUGCACGCGGAGGUGAACCAGAUCUUGGCCCAGAUCCAGAAAUACUCAAGAAGACAUUAUUCCCAGUCUAUAGACAUGAAAAUAAUGUUUUCAUUAACUUUGAAACUAAUCCACUUUCACCAGCAGAGUGCUCUGAUCUUAUAUUUGAUAUCGCAAAGCCAAAAGAAUUAAUUAUUUUAUCAACAAUCCACAGAUCUUACUUCAUUCCUGAACCAAUAGAGCCCAACGUUGUUUAUACUAUCUCAAGCGACUCUGCAAAAACUACAUUCCCGGCUCCAAACACAGUUGGCGGAUUUUCUGCUUCAUUGUUAACAAAGUCUAUUACAUUGAAUGUAAAUUAUAACUUCCAAGCAGUUAUUGAGGAUGAUUCUGGCCCAACACCUAAAACAUUCGAAGCAUUCAAUAAGAUUUAUCCAGAAUUAAACGUAGAAAAGAUAGAUCUACCUCAAAAAGCUUUCGAUAUUUACGAGCUUAAGAUUAAUGAUCAUGGAUUGAUAUUUACAUAA